AUGGUAAGAGUGGAUGCUCUGGAGCCUAAACAAGAUGACUUAGUGGUAAAUAACAAUAACCUCCUUACUUACUCAGAAUGUGUCGCAGAACAAAUCAAUCAACUAGAAUUCAAACUUGCAGAUUUAGAGGGCAGAUCCCGGAGGAACAACAUUGGAUUCCGGGGAGUCCCUGAAUCAGUCCUGGCUUCUGAUCUCUCUGAUUAUCUCAUAAGACUAUUGAAAGAGCUAUUUGGACAAUUUGACAAUAGACCUGUGCAGAGUGCUGAGCUGCAAUGUUCAGGAUCUCAGUUGGGCCCUUCAUAUGAGUCCCUGCUGGAUGUCUUUGCUAAGAAAUCUUUCCGUCCAACUCUAAAUUACAGUCAUCCAACCAGUGUGAACAUCUCCUUCACUAUAUAUGCUGUUCUUGGUGUGAAUGAGAAAAGCCAAAUACUCACCACAUUCAUAUGGCUGCGCCUGUUUUGGCAGCACGAGUUCUUGACUUGGAAACCGGAGCAAUGUGGGGGUGUGCAGAAAAUUUCUCUGCCUGUGGAGGAUAUCUGGACCCCGGAUAUUAUUGUCUAUGAGUUCAUAGAUGAAGAUAAAUCUCAACGUACUCCCUUUGUGUACGUGAAUCAUACAGGCCGUAUCCGCUAUGACCGUAUGCUCCGAGUGGUCAGCUCAUGCAACCUUGGCAUUUUCAACUUUCCUUUUGAUGUUCAGAACUGCUCAUUGACUUUUGGCUCCUACAUGCACACAGUGAGGGAUGUGCGUUUGGGGUUGGCUCUGCCUGUGGAACAAAUUCUACAAAAUUCACUGCAAUAUUUGGAGACAAGUGGAGAAUGGGAGCUUUUGAGGAUUGACGGGAAUCCUGAUAUUCUGAAAUUUGGCAUUGAUGAGUGGGAUAUAAUCACAUUUUGGGUGGCGAUCAGGCGACGCUCUGUCUUGUAUGUAGUUAACCUGUUGAUUCCCAGCGCCUUCUUGAUGUUAAUUGAUAUCCUGAGUUUCUACCUUCCCCCACAUAGCACAGACCGAUCUUCAUUCAAAAUGACCUUGCUCUUAGGGUACACAGUCUUUCUGCUCAUCAUGAAUGACCUCUUGCCAAGUACUGCCAAUGGGACACCACUAAUUGGUAUUUACUUCUCGGUCUGCCUGGCUCUGCUCGUGCUAAGUCUACUGGAAACCGUUAUAAUCACACACAUCCUGCAUCGUGGCUCCCUGGAUAGGGGUUCAGUUCCUCCUUGGCUAAAGAGUGUGGUGCUAGGAUUUCUUGCCAGCCUGAUCUGUUACCACAGAAACACUCCUCGUGCACAGCCUCCUCCAUCUUCCAGCCAUGCCUUGCCAACUGACAUUGAAAAUAAUGAAUCUAGUCCCCCACCUCCUAGUCCCCAUCUUGAUAAGGUCAGCAACUCAGGUCACAAAGAGUUUCUGUUGAAUGUGCCCGAACUGAUCCUACCAGAUGCUUUAUGCCCUGGGCCUGAAUGGCAGCUGGCGCUGAUCAGUCAGAACCUCCGCAGGGUGAGAGAAAUGCUGGAGAGCAGGUGCCAACUUCAGGAGCAGGAGGAGGAGUGGGUGCAGGUUGGGUACAUCCUGGACUCCCUGCUCUAUCGGCUUUACCUGAUCUGCAUUGGGUCAUAUGCUAUUGUCAUCACCAGCAUGUGGUGUAUCUGGUACAACAGAUAA
Messenger RNA from Bombina bombina (fire-bellied toad), 1659 nucleotides. RefSeq names its product 5-hydroxytryptamine receptor 3A-like. Gene Ontology annotation, cellular component: synapse; neuron projection; postsynaptic membrane. The coding region runs from base 1 to 1659 and encodes 552 amino acids. The transcript is spliced from 9 exons. Gene Ontology annotation, biological process: monoatomic ion transmembrane transport; regulation of membrane potential; chemical synaptic transmission. Gene Ontology annotation, molecular function: transmembrane signaling receptor activity; extracellular ligand-gated monoatomic ion channel activity; neurotransmitter receptor activity. The record is from RefSeq and is a predicted model, not a curated record. Lineage: Eukaryota; Metazoa; Chordata; Amphibia; Anura; Bombinatoridae.